Camelina sativa (false flax) is the source of this 927-nucleotide messenger RNA. RefSeq lists its product as uncharacterized. NCBI's taxonomy places the organism in Eukaryota, Viridiplantae, Streptophyta, Magnoliopsida, Brassicales, Brassicaceae. The record is from RefSeq and is a predicted model, not a curated record.
AUGAACCAAUCUCCACAAAAAGGAUCUCCCAAAAGUUCUCCGCCUAAACCGCCUUUUUCACCACGCUCCAAGAGCGGAGUACUCCCAAGUAACAAGUGGGUUCGGGAUGAGAACACGUACUGCGAGCUUCACAAAACAAAUGGUCAUUCCACCCGGGAUUGCAAAAAAUUGAUGCACCUCCUCGCAGAAAAAUUCGUGUCAGGUGAGAUGCCAAGUGUGACUAUCUCCGAGCUCGACCCGAAAUCAGUUUCCGAGGUCAAAGAAGAUGCUCCACCGCUGAAUAAACCUAAGACAUCCAACAACGGUUCAACUCGUAAGAAAAGGAUAGACGUCAUAAUGGGAGGUUCACGCCUCUUCCGGAACUCCAUCACAGCAAUAAAAGACCAUGAAUGUAAGCUCGCAAGCCCGCAACCUAAACGAAUCAAAAUCACCACGAGUGAUUUACCCGAAGUCACCUUCUCGGAGAAAGAAACCAAGGAACUAGAUACUCCGCACGACGAUGCACUAGUCAUAUCGUUGGAUAUUGCGAACCACGAAGUGUGCCGGAUCUUAGUGGAUACAGGGAGUUCGGUGGAUCAAACAUUUCUUGAAACACUUACUAGAAUGGGUAUCGGAAGAGCGCAUAUUGCGGGACCACCCUCACCUUUGGUCUCGUUUACGAGUGAGACAACGAUGUCGUUAGGGACAAUAACACUACCGGUCUCAACUCAAGGAGUUGGAAGAAUGGUGGAGUUCACAGUCUUUGACCGACCUACGGCCUAUAAUGCUAUUAUGGGAACACCUUGGCUUUACCAGAUGAAGGCAGUAGCUUCAACGUACCAUCAGUGCAUCAAUUCCCCAACCCCGCAAGGAGUUCGGGAGAUUUUAGGAAGUCAACGGACGGCGAGGAGCUGCUAUCUCGCGAGUCACAAGCUUCUGGUCCAAUAG